Molecule: messenger RNA, 849 nt
Organism: Closterium sp. NIES-65
Lineage: Eukaryota; Viridiplantae; Streptophyta; Zygnematophyceae; Desmidiales; Closteriaceae
Source: the annotation of a GenBank genome assembly
AUGGAGAUUCUUGCUUUCCAAGAGCAACAAGCAUCACAGGGCCUUGAAGACGUCCUCAGCCAGUCAACUAAGGAUUUGGACCAAGUGACGGAGGAGGUAUCUCAGUUGCAGCAGAAGGUGUUCGGUGCUACACGAUUCAUGAAGGAGCGCGUGCAGCAGUUUGUGGAUAAGAACAACAGUUCCCUCCAGUCCUUGGUGGACGGUCUCGGUCCACAACAGGACGAGAUGGAGAAGGACAUUGAAAUGCAGAAGGCCAAGAGGAUUAUGGAGGCAGUGACCGAAAUUGUACAGCAAGGGAUGAACGACACCAAGGACGAGGUCAAGGGACGGAUUGCUCGCAUGGGAGCCAGUGUGAAGAAUUUACGCUCCGCAAAUGAUGAUAAAAGGCGUGCUGUGAAGGGUGUUUUCUCUAACAUUUCAAGCGGCAUUGCUGAUCUUCGAGAAAAGGAAGCCAUGGCUGACACGGAGGCCUCCAAUGAAGUUGCACGCAAGAAGUCUGAAGCUGGCGAGAAGGUGGCUUCGUGGGAGCACAAUCUAGAGUCAACCAGCCUUGGCAACAGUACAACUGACCAAGAGCAGGUUGAGGCAACGUGCAAUGCAGGAGCUGACAAGCUCGUCACUAUGAUUUCAGGAAGUUAUGGUGCACAGCAGGAGAAGCUCACAAGUAUCGCAUCCUCGCUUGUUAAGUCAUCUCAUUCUGUGCCACUGGCACUGGACCACCACAAGCAGCAAGUUGAGGACGUCAAGGGAAGCAUGAAGAGACAUCUGGAGGAGGAUCUGAAGGCAAGUAUAGUCAAACCCUUCAUUCUUUGUCAGCAUGGGCUUCUGUGGUGUAUUAUGUUGACGUGA